Molecule: messenger RNA, 798 nt
Organism: Ambispora leptoticha
Lineage: Eukaryota; Fungi; Glomeromycota; Glomeromycetes; Archaeosporales; Ambisporaceae
Source: the annotation of a GenBank genome assembly
AUGGGAAAUCUUUCUAGCAAAAUAAAACGAAAUUCAAAAGAAGAUCCUUUCUUUGAACAAGGUGAUAGUUAUGUCGACAGAAGUCAAGCACAACAUCAUUUAAUACGAGCUUUGUUCAAUUCGAACUUUUCGGCUCCUGUACUUGAAAUUCUGCACUCGGGUGAUGGCAAAGUUCUCGAUGUUUGUUGUGGGCCUGGCACAUGGGUAUGCGAUAAUUCCUCGGACUUUCCACAGGCAAAAUUCAGCGGCGUAGACAUAAACCCAUACUUUCCCACUCAAAAACCAUAUAAUGUUCAGUUUGUUACGUCAGACAUACUAAAAGGGCUUCCGUACGAUGAAACUUUUGAUUUUGUACAUUUACGAUUUUUUGGCAUGUGGUUCACCGAGAAACAAUUCAAGGACAUCAUAUUGCCUGAAAUGAUACGAGUUUUACGACCUGGCGGAUGGAUUGAAUUAUGCGAAACAGAUUAUGAUUUGUAUAAUACCGGGCCAUUGGGAGAAAAAUUAGCCGAGAAUUUUCAGCGAGCGAUGGCAUCACGACAGUUAAAUCCAAUAAUGAACAUGGGUCUAGCGUGUAUGCUACAAGACACUUGUAAACUAAAAAAUAUUGAGCAAGUUGAUCGGGUCAUGCCAAUGUACACACGAGACGCAAAACUGGGCAAAUUUUCAAGUGAAGUUUUAUUUCGUAUGGUACUAAAAGUGAGCGUCGAUGCUCAUUGUAUAAAAGUGAAAGACGCUGAAAAAACAUUAAGAGAUGUUAUGGCCGAGGCAAAUCGAUACGCAACUUAUGGGCGAUAA